Molecule: messenger RNA, 2064 nt
Organism: Naegleria lovaniensis
Lineage: Eukaryota; Heterolobosea; Eutetramitea; Acrasida; Naegleriidae
Exons: 3
Coding region: 1-2064 (687 amino acids)
Molecular function (GO): ribonucleoside-diphosphate reductase activity, thioredoxin disulfide as acceptor
Source: RefSeq, a predicted model, not a curated record
AUGCACAAGCAAGGCUUGAUUGCAACGCUGAGCCGGCAUCAUUGCAGUAGAAACGUUGGUUCUGUUCAGACACAUGGCUCGAGCCGUAUGAGCAUGAUCAGAAACUACUCGACCAACAAGAAUAGCAAUUACGGAAAGACCGUUAAAAUAUUCUCAACACCAACCUCCAGUACUUUCUCGAACUCAUCAUCACUCCCCAUUUAUUUUCAAAAGAAAAAGUUACUAACAACAUCUCCGAGCCAUUGUUGCGGAUAUCAUACUUGCUCACAAGUUCGGAGUGAACAAGACACUGGCCGACAUCAACAUUCAGAAGUAUCUCAUGAUCAUCCACUUUUCAAAAAACAACGAAUGUUAGAUACGACGAGUAUGACCAUCGACACAUCUGUCACACACAAUGAUUCACCAAGUUAUAGAUUUAAACUCAGUAAAACAUUUGUUGAAAAGUACAAGAAUAUUCCUCCUCCUUUCGGAUUUAAUGGGUUAGGAGAAGUUGUUUAUAAACGAACAUAUUCUCGGGUCAUUGAAGAAGAAAAUAGGAAUGAAGAAUGGUAUGAAACAGUUGAAAGAGUGGUAAAUGGAACAUAUAAUAUGCAAAAAAAUUGGAUUGACAAUCACAAACUUGGAUGGAAUGCUAGAAAGGCUCAAAAGUCAGCACAAGAAAUGUAUGACAGAAUUUUUAAUAUGAAAUUCUUACCAAGUGGAAGAGGAUUGUGGGGAAUGGGAACUCCAUUGACUGAACAGAGAGGUCUUUAUGCAGCACUUAACAAUUGUGCAUUUGUGAGCACUGAAUCUAUGAAAGAAGAUCCUCUGAAACCAUUUGUGUUUCUUAUGGAUAUGAGCAUGCUUGGAGUAGGAGUUGGUUUUGACACAAAAGGUUCAGGAUCUAUCACGAUUAAAGGAGUGGACAAUACAAGACAACCCAUCAUGAAUAUUAUUGCUGACUCUCGAGAGGGAUGGGUUGAAAGUGUGAAGGUUUUGCUUGAUUCAUAUUUUAAUGGACAUGCACCUCAAUUAUUUGACUAUUCUAAAAUCAGGCCUGCAGGAGCUCCAAUUCGAGGAUUUGGUGGAGUGAAAACGAAUGCUGGAAAACCUAUUUCUGUAACAGUCAUCGUAGAUCUCAUGAAUUAUAUUGGAAAGUGUGUUGUUUCUGGAAACAUUAGAAGAUCUGCAGAAAUUGCAUUUGGUGAAGCAGAUUCUGAAGAAUUUAUCGAUUUGAAAAAUUAUGAAAAGAAUCCACAUCGUGCUUCUUAUGGAUGGACCUCCAAUAAUUCCAUUUUUGCUCAAAUCGGAAUGGAUUAUUCAAAUGUUGCAAAGAGAAUGAUGACAACAAGGACACGAGCAAGUGGUGGAAAUCCAUGCCUUGAACAAACUCUUGAAAGUUAUGAAUUAUGUUGUCUUGUAGAGACUUUCCCCAACAAUCACGAAUCACUGGAAGAUUAUCAAAAGACACUUAAAUAUGCGUUUUUAUAUGCCAAGACAGUCACUCUUGGAAGAACUCAUUGGCCUGAAGUGAAUCGUGUCAUGCUCCGAAACCGAAGAAUUGGAUGUUCCAUGAGUGGUAUUGCUCAAUUUAUUACCAAGAGAGGAGUUGAAGAAUUAAGGCGUUGGUCAACAGUCGGUUAUGACACCAUUCAAGAAUAUGACCAAACAUUUAGUGAUUGGUUGGCAAUUCCUCGGUCCAUAAAGACCACGUCCAUUAAGCCAAGUGGAACCGUAAGUUUAUUGGCUGGAGCUACACCUGGAAUGCACUAUCCAAUUUCAAGAUUCUACGUCCGGAGAUUGCGAUUAGCUACCAACUCUCCACUCGUCAAGACACUUGCUGAAGCUGGAUAUCACACGGAACCUGCCGUGAGUGACUCUCAAACCACUGUUGUGGAAUUUCCAAUCGAUUGUGGUGAAGGAAUUAGGACAGCCAAAGAGCUUUCCAUGUGGGAACAAUUAUCCUUGGCUUCAUUCCUUCAACGUUAUUGGUCCGAUAAUCAAGUCUCUGCAACCAUAACCUUCAAUCCACAAACUGAAGGAUCGCAAAUCAAUACGCACUGGAUUAUUUCCAAUAUCAAUUGA